AGUCGAACGCGGAACGAGGGAGCAGGCAGAAGCCGGCGCCGGGCUGUUGUUCAGCAGGCCUGCGUUGGCUUUGGGCCGCGGGCCUCCCAGCUAGGGACUCUGCGCCUGCGCCCGCCCGGCCGCCGCUAACUCUCCCGGCGCGGCCGCGAUCCCGGUGGCAGUGCGCCGCCUCGGAGUCUGGGCGAUCCAUGGGCAGAGGCGAGGGUCACGAUGACAGAUUACGGCGAGGAGCAGCGCAACGAGCUGGAGGCUCUGGAGUCCAUCUACCCCGACUCCUUCACAGUAUUAUCAGAAACUCCACCCAGCUUCACCAUUACUGUGACAUCUGAGGCUGGAGAAAAUGACGAAACUGUCCAGACUACGCUCAAGUUUACAUACAGUGAAAAAUACCCAGAUGACGCUCCCCUUUAUGAAAUAUUCUCCCAGGAAAAUCUAACAGAUAUUGAUGUCUCAGACAUUUUAAAAUUAUUAGCAUUACAGGCAGAAGAAAACCUUGGUAUGGUAAUGAUCUUUACUUUAGUGUCAGCUGUGCAAGAAAAGUUAAAUGAAAUAGUAGAUCAAAUAAAAACUAGAAGAGAAGAAGAAAAGAAACAAAAAGAAAAAGAAGCAGAAGAAGCUGAAAAGCAAUUGUUUCAUGGCACUCCUGUUACAAUUGAGAAUUUCCUAAGUUGGAAGGCCAAGUUUGAUGCAGAACUCUUGGAAAUUAAAAAGAAACGAAUGAAAGAAGAUGAACAAGCAGGAAAAAAUAAAUUAAGUGGGAAACAGCUAUUUGAAACAGAUCAUAACCUUGACACAUCUGAUAUCCAGUUCUUGGAGGAUGCUGGAAAUAAUGUGGAAGUAGAUGAGUCUUUGUUCCAGGAAAUGGAUGACUUGGAGCUGGAGGAUGAUGAGGAUGAUCCAGAUUACAAUCCUGCUGACCCAGAGAGCGACUCGACCGACUAAUGGACUGUCCCCAUCUGCAGAGAGGCAUGACUGCCACAGCAUCUGUGGCUAUGCUGAGAGGGUUUUGAUUUUCCUUUCUUUUUUUCUAAGAAAAAAUAAUUCCCAGGAGAAUAUUCUUCUGAUAACUUUCAUCAUUGAACUUAAUAAACUGACCUUAAAAUUUCAAAUAUAAAAUGUUUAAUUCCUCUUGUGAUGGAUAGAAAGUCAUCUGUUUAGAAUCAUUUAGUGCUGGAGAGAGAUCCUGCGUAUAACACCAAGACUUGAAGAGAGGCUUCUGCUGUGCACAAGCAUGGGCUUAUACGCAAUGAACUGGAAUAACUCGGAAUUUCUGCCCUGGAGGCAGUGUUUGCUUUUGGGUUCUGUGUUGUCAUUCAUAUAAAGUAUUAGAGGUCUGAGGUGAAGAGAACAUUAAACCUUCAAGAUUCUAGCCUUUAGGCAUGAUAAAUGUAGGUCUUAAUAAAACCGUAGCCUAUAUUAUAGCCGGAAAUACAAUUUUAACCUAUACUAUUUGAAUCAUAGUAUUUUAGUCUAUAGUAGUAUUUGAAUCAAAAUCAUCUAUGGAGUUGGUUUUUUUUUUUAAACGUGUACUUCUUGGCUCUUCUCAGAUUCAUAAUCAUUGAGCCCCAAUCUGAAUAAUAAAACAGGAAAAUCUCACAUACCAGUCACACAGUGGUUCUGAAGCACACUCCUGCUUAAGAAGCACUGUCCUACAGUUGUGAAAACUUGAAGUCUAUGUAUUUUGGUGUUCCCUCUUUCUAGUUACCCAGUGUGAAAGGAUCUUGGGGUUGCGUAUUGUCUGCAACAGCAGCCACACAUCAACAUCCAUGUACAUAUGGAACCUUCAUAAUACUUUGGAGUGACUGACUUGGGGGCCAGAUAUGUACAAGCAGGAGAGCCAGGCUUCAUGUAAGUUAAUCCAGUCACUCCAAUUUUAGAGGAUUGACUCAACUCCAAUAGGAAAUCACUUGUGCUAUAGCAAAUUGCUGCCUCCAGUCAAAAAUAUACACCACAUCCCCACGAACACAGCAGUAUGAAUACCACAUUUAUUUUUGGAGUCAGACCUUAUGGUUAAAAAUAAAUUAUUUAAGAUAAUCAAAACUAUCAUUAGGGAGUUUAAUACUUUCCAGGGAAUAGCAGUAAUGUUGAGGAUUUCUGUGCAGAGAGAAUCGCAAAAGUUUGUUAUGUGAGAUUCUUGCUUUUCCUAGGGAGAGAUCCUUUGUCAAGCUGAUCAGCAGGUGCAUGGAACCAGGAAGAAGCCAUUCAAUUAA
This is a messenger RNA of Trichechus manatus latirostris (Florida manatee), 2210 nucleotides long. It is a transcript of the gene RWDD1, whose product is annotated as RWD domain containing 1. The coding region runs from base 211 to 942 and encodes 243 amino acids. The record is from RefSeq and is a predicted model, not a curated record. NCBI's taxonomy places the organism in Eukaryota, Metazoa, Chordata, Mammalia, Sirenia, Trichechidae. The transcript has 7 exons. Gene Ontology annotation, biological process: cytoplasmic translation. Gene Ontology annotation, molecular function: protein binding.